AUGACAGCUACUCAGAAACACGGUCUCUUCACACCAGAACCUCAUUACAUCCCUGGCUAUGCUGGCUUCUAUCCGCAACUGCGCUACCAGGUGGGGAACACCUAUGGGCGCACCACUGCUCAGUUGCUCACAGACCCUGGUGUGCAGAAGAGCUCCUGCUCUGUGCUGUCCCCAAUAUCUGAGCCCAAAUUCAUUGAGGACUUCAGCAAGCACAAGCCACCUUCAAUCCCCUGCCGUGACCUGACUGAGCCCUACAUCCCCCACUACACCGGUAUGAAGCCCUACAAGAAGUUUGAGAUCCUAGGCCGGUUCCUACCCCAGGAGGUAGACGCUCAGAAGGGGCCACCAGGAGUAGAGAAUAUAUCCAGGCAGGUCCUGCUGCCUGCGGGCUUCAUGCCCUACCCCCCCUAUCCCCUGUGCCCACCAGGCAGGAAGGGGGACUCCAGAAACUUUGGACACCCAGGCCUGCAGAGCACCUCCCCUAUCCACGAGGCCCCUGGGCAGGACCAGCUGUACCAUUGUAGGAAGGAGUACUACCCACCCCCAGCUCACCAGCAGGAGACUCUGGAUGUGGGCAGGUUCCACAGGCUGCCCCAGCUGGACCACCCCAACCUGAUCCAACGCAAGGCCAUCUCAGGCUACGCUGGCUUCGUCCCUCAGUUUGCCUGGGUGAUGGGGGUCAAUUACCGCGAGGGUGUCACACAGGCUAUGGAUGAAUUUGACAAGAACCAGUUCCUCUUCAGAAACCCCAUCUGUGCUCUGGGUGAGAGGCUGCCCAGAACACACUGGCCCAGCAACACCAUCUAUAGCAGCCAAGGCCUGAUCCCUUUCUACAUGGGGUUCAUACCAUCCAUGCAAGACAACCACGCAAUGACAUUUGGCAACAGUACCCGCAGGGCCUAUCAGAAAGAAAUGGAGAGGCAACACCAGACACUAUGA
Molecule: messenger RNA, 939 nt
Organism: Nyctereutes procyonoides (raccoon dog)
Lineage: Eukaryota; Metazoa; Chordata; Mammalia; Carnivora; Canidae
Gene: CIMIP2A
Product: family with sequence similarity 166 member A
Exons: 7
Coding region: 1-939 (312 amino acids)
Source: RefSeq, a predicted model, not a curated record